Molecule: messenger RNA, 4737 nt
Organism: Alligator sinensis (Chinese alligator)
Lineage: Eukaryota; Metazoa; Chordata; Crocodylia; Alligatoridae
Product: kynurenine/alpha-aminoadipate aminotransferase, mitochondrial-like
Exons: 15
Coding region: 196-1473 (425 amino acids)
Biological process (GO): biosynthetic process
Molecular function (GO): L-kynurenine:2-oxoglutarate transaminase activity; pyridoxal phosphate binding
Source: RefSeq, a predicted model, not a curated record
CUCAGCCAGUCGCCGGGGCGGGGCGAGGCGAUUGGGCCGCACUGGGCGUAGGAAGGGUAGCUCGCCGGGGCUGCUGCCCGUGCCCGGAGCGGAGCUGUACACUGGGCGCGGCGGGUCCGCAGAAUUGAAGAAAAAAGCUUUAGAGUUACUCUUGCUGUUUGGAAUACGUUGAGAAAGUGACGUAAGUGGAGCAACAUGAAUUACUCUCGAUUCAUCACUGCUGUAAGCGCAGCAAGAAAGGCAUCUCCAAUAAGAGUUCUGACUGAACUAAUGCAGAGGUCCCCACCAUCACUAAUCUCUCUGGCUGGCGGGGCACCAAACCCUAACACUUUCCCAUUUAAAACUGCCAGGAUCACCAUUGCAGAUGGAACUGCUGUUGAGAUGGAGGAGGAUUUAAUGAAGAGAGCCCUCCAGUACUCUGCCUCAGCUGGAAUUCCUGAGCUGUUGUCCUGGCUAAAGGGUUUACAGAAGAGUCUCCACAGUCCCCCCACAGCCAACUACAGUCCUGAUCAGGGACAAAUGGAGAUAUGUGUCACUACAGGCAGCCAGGAAGGCCUGUGUAAAGUGUUUGAGAUGCUUAUUAACCCUGGAGACAACAUCCUCCUGGAUGCACCCACAUAUCCUGGAACACUAGCAGCUCUGAGACCCCUGGGCUGUGAUAUAAUAAAUGUCCCCAGUGACCAACAUGGUAUUAUUCCAGAAGCCCUGAAAGAGAUUCUCUCUAGGUGGAGCCCAGAAGAUGUAAAAAACCACUGCAACAACGUCCCCAAAUUUUUGUACACCAUUCCAAAUGGUGGCAAUCCCACUGGAACUUCACUGACCACUGACCGCAAAAAGAAAAUAUACCAGCUUGCAAGACAAUAUGAUUUCCUUGUAGUAGAAGAUGAUCCAUAUUAUUUUCUUCAGUUUAAUAAGCCUUGGCCCCCAACCUUUCUCUCCAUGGAUAUUGAUGGUCGAGUUAUCAGGACUGACUCUUUUUCUAAAAUUCUUUCAUCUGGGUUGAGAAUUGGCUUUCUAACUGGCCCCAAACCUCUUAUCGACAGAGUUAUUCUACAUAUACAGGUUUCAACAAUGCACACCAGCACUUUCACGCAGCUUAUGAUAACACAGCUUCUUCAGCAGUGGGGAGAAAAAGGUUUUCUGGAGCAUGUAGGCAGAGUAGUGGAAUUCUACAAGAGCCAGCGGGAUGCAAUGCUUGUUGCAGCAGACAAGUGGUUAAAAGGUUUGGCAGACUGGUACUCCCCUGCUGCUGGAAUGUUUCUUUGGAUUAAAAUUAAGGGAGUUUCUGACACCCAACAUUUGAUCAUGGAAAGAGCUUUGCAGAAAGAAGUACUACUGGUUCCUGGGGGAGCAUUUAACAUUGAUAGUUCACAUCCUAGUUCUCAUGUUAGAGCUUCCUUCUCUUUGUCUUCUCCAGCUCAGAUGGAUCAGGCAUUUCAGAGGUUGGCUGAGCUUAUAAAAGAAGCUGUGUGAAGAGGAGAAAUGAAAAGCUAUAGCUAACUCAAAUGUCUUUGGAAAAUUUGCACCAUUAUGAAAAUUAGAAUUUCAUCCUGCAAGUUACAGAAAAAUCUAUUGCCCUAGCUGUUAGCCAUGGCUGGGAUUUUAAACAUGGACAAAGAAUCACCAGAAGACCUUUCAGUUGGAAGUACAGUUAUAUUUUAAGAAGAAAUGAUCUGUCUUAACGCACCGAUUCCUUUUCAUGACCGAGAAAGACACUAUCCCAAAUUCCAUUGCAGCUGUGAUUAUACGAUAUGUGAUGUACGUGAUUAUGCUAUAGCAAAACUGGUUAACACUGGGUGCAUCUACAAGUGACACUAUGUCACCGGAGUCUUUAAGGCCCCCCUACAAGUGACAGGUAUUGUGCAAGUAUCUGGUUAAUUAUACUAUUACCUUAAGGCCAACUACAUGUGCAAAGUAGCUAUAACAAUAAAAAGCUCCACCCAGCUAUAAAGUUAAACUUCAAAAACAUGUACUAACUUUAUAGCUGGUUGUUACUGAGCUUUAAUUUGCACAUGUAGCAGGGUCUCCCCUGUGGCUGGGAGCCCCAUGAACUGACAAGAGCUCCCAGCUACAGGGGUAUACCUUAUCCAGCAUGAAAAACCUGAGCCCUGGGGAUUGCAGCUGCCGUGACCCUCAAGGCUAGGGGUAGGGUGUAAAACUCCCAGUCCACAUGGCGUUCUCAGUCUGACUCGUCACCUGCAGCACGGACUGAGAGACCCUGCAAGGGACAGGACUCCCAAUCCUGGCUGCAUCUCACAUGUAAGUGGUACUAGCAGCCGCACAACUGACACAGCCAGGACCAGGAGAGGUGCAGCCAGGACUGGGAGCUCCAUCAGUUACACGGCUCUCAGUCGCAUCUAACCGUGGGGCUCAGCUGGGAACAGGAGUCCCAUCAGUUGUGGGAGUCUCUUGACUUUGGCUGCACAUGGCCUCCACGGCUGGGAGCACCCUCAGCAGAGGGGAUUCCCAGCCAUGGAAGCUUGCUUCUUGCCAGUCAGAGAGAGCCCAGAGAUAGGAUCAGGCUCCCCCUGCACUGGCAGUAUGUCCCAAUUUGGACUUAAUGAAAUUGAAAUGAAAUCCCACAAUCGCACCUCCUACUGUGGACAUUUAGCAGGGCAGGAGGCACAAUUGUAUGGAUCACACAUUAGAUCCAGUCAUGCCUUAACCUGCAUGUUUAGAGGGGCCCUAAAAUGCUACUCUUUAGAGGUGCUAGCAACCAUCCCAUAGCAGGAUAAAUUAAUUCUCUGUUUCUCAAAGAGCUGUGUGCAUAUACUUGUCUUUAUGCAGUUAAUAGAACAACUCACAUUUCAUAAUGCUAAGUGUAUGCAUCUUAGCAGGACCAAAAACAAAAUACCUGAAGAGGAGAAAUAGAUAAUAUACAAAAUUUCAUCAAGUAUGCAAAACAAGCAAAUGGAAAGUUAACAAAGCUUUUUGUUCUCUAGUCUAUGGUUAUCAUCAUUAUCUAAGGGGCAAGAUAGUGGCUAUAAAAUAUAUAAAAAGAAAUAUGAUUUGAGUUGUUUGUGCAAAUGCUCAAAAGUGGCGGUAUGCUUAGCUGUGUAAUUCAUGUUCUUUUUUCUGGAUAAUUUAUGUAGCCAGCUACUAAUCUGAUGCCAUUAAUUUAGUUAGUAGCCAGCUACUAAUUUAUGUGGCCAGCAGAUAUUUAGCAUUUCAUAUAAAAGUCAGCGAUUCAUAAUUUGACAUGAGAGCCUUUUUAUGGUCCGUCAACCACUAUUAACAGUUACAAUAGGAAACAUUAUAAAACACUCAUACUUUUAUUUUUCCUUUUCUAGCUUGUUAUGCUGGACAACAUGAUCAAGUUGUCCAAGUGUUUUGUGCCUUUUACCUUGGCCUUAUUUGUCUCAGCUGUAUUGUUUGACAUGUAAGGCAUCCCUAAAUUUUGCAAUUUCCUGCACAGCAUGUCUGAGACCCAACUUUUUCUCGUUGCCCAAGAUAUUAUGCAAGUCCUGAUCAUUUUGCAGGAUCAUGUAGCAGUUUAAAUAUUUCAGUUUCUUCCUCUUUGGAAUCAUUUACUUGAACCUCAUGAUCUCAGGUCCAUUCAAAAUACUGCCACAGGUAUCAUCACACUGGCUUGUUGUGCUUUUUACUCCCUCUGCUAGUUCUCCACUAGCUCCCUCCCUUUCAGUGCAUCAGACAAACUUCCUAAUUUUUAUUUUCAAAACUUUUCAAAAUGUAGUCCUACUCUGCCUGUCUAUUCCACCUUCUUAUCCCAGGAACUUUGCUCUAUCAGUGAUCCUAGCCUAAUCUACCUGAUUCUUCUCUCUCCCUAGAAGCACUCUUGUUGAUUCUCCCACCCUUCAUAAUGGGAAAAAUUGUGUCACAGUAGUACCACUCCAUGUCCUCCAAAAGUGUGUGUUCACUACUUUCCCGGUGCUUUCAGAGACAUGCCAUUCAAGCACAGCCUGACCACCCACUGCAUACCUGUCAAACUGGAUAUGAAUUAUGAAGCUGCCUUGUGGAAUUCUUUACCAUUGCUCUCAAGAUCUCUGUCUUUAGCAUGCUUGAGAGCAGCGGCAGGAUGCAUUCAUGAUGACUUCACUGCCCUGUUUUGUGUGUACAGAGCAGGAGAUGGGUGGGGUUUAUUGGGGAAUCAGGGCAGCAUUAUCCUCACUUUCUCCUCAGACCUUGUCUUGGACAGAAUGCAUACUGGGAAGCGCGACUGAAUGAAGGAUAAGAGAGGUGGAGUUGCACCACUUGUACUGACUACUUAAGCACUGUGGAGAUUUCUUGCUGCAUCUUUUUCUUGCCUCUGGCCUGCACAUGUGACUUGCCCACUUGUUUGUAUCUCUGAAAGUCUCUGGAGAAGGGGCUGUCCUUCAGUAUCUUUUUUUGCAGUUUCUAACAUAGUGGUAUGCAACCUGGUUGUGCCCUGUAAUUACUAGAGUAAUGUUUAACAAUUUUAAAGGAGGAAGUUUUUAUGUCCCUUUACUACUCCUUAACUAAAUAUAUUAAUAAUAAAAGACUAUUUUUGCAGCACUUUAAAAUGACAUUCUUGUUUUCAACAAGAUAGAUAUUUGAAAUCCCAAAUGUCUCAUGAAUUUUAGAAAAUGUUUUACACAAGAGAAUGAGGUAAUGUGUCUAGUAAAUUUAAAGUAAGUAAGUUGAUAUAUUUUAAAAUAGAAAUAAAUGUUAAGAAUGUUAGUGACAUUUAAGAUUGACUCCUCUUCCCCCAUGAAUACCACCUUCCUUUUUUAAACAUAAUUAGAAUAAACAUAUUAA